AUGUUCUCUAAAAAAUUUAUUUUACUUUUGCUUGUAAAUAUUUUUCUUAUAAUUUCAAUAAGGGCAAUACCACAUCACAAAUUACUUGAAUUUGCCAAAGUUGAUGUUGAUAUUUACGAUUACGAAAAUGACGAUUCGGCGAUCUUGGUAGAAGUUAUAGAUGUAGUUGGUGUUGAUAAUAGCAAUGAAAACGAUGGAAAUUUUGGAGAUCUUGAAAUUUCUCCUUUAUUAGAAGAUUCAAUGAUCACAGGAUAUUAUCCAAUUACUGAAAAUGAAGAUAACCCACUUGCAAAUAUUUUCACGGGAAUUUCAUGUGUUAUGGUUUCACUUAUAAUACUGUUAGUAAUAACAAUAAUCGGAUGGUGUAUUUGUAUUCGGCGAAGAAAACGUCAAAUGCCCAGGUCACUUAUGAAUUCUGGAAUUCUAGAAUCUUCAACCACGACAAACACAACAACAAAAUCUUCUUUACCAACUUCGUUGGCUAAAAGUGCCAUUAUGUCAGAAUAUCAUUAUGUUCCUUCCACUUCUUAUAACGACGAUGAAAAGAAAUCAUCAGUGAUCGAUGUUCAAAAUUAUGAAUAUAAAGAUGAUAACGGUAAAGGCGAUGAUGGUAAUAUCAACAAUUCCAAAUCAUCUGUCAUUGAUAAUAUUACCAGCACAACUAUUUCCGAUAAUAAUACGAAUGCAAGUACCACAGCAACUACUAAUAUUAGUAACGACAAUAAUUUCAUCACCACCGCUAUCGAUUCUAAUGCUAGCAUGAGAGCAAUUUAUGGUGAAAGUUACAAUAGUAGUAACAACAACACCAAUUCCACAUUAAAUGAUCAAACUAAUGAAACAACCGUUUUCGAUGAACCUUCUGAAUCCUUACCAUCAUCACCAACAACACCAUUGGAUCUACGAUUAUCGUCUUCCAUUGAUGCUGACACUACAACAACACAAAGUACACCAAGUAAUUUUAAUUUGGCAGCUAAUCCAACCAGCAGUAUUUUUAACACGAAAUCAAAUAAGAAUAUUUCUGAACAAAAUCCACAAGUAAAGUUUUUAAUAGGUGUUGGGGCCGGUGUCGUUUUAAUCGUGAUUGCAGGCCUUGCAUUUUUUUUCGUGAAUCUUAAACGAAGAAAUAGUAGUAAAAAGGAUAAAACAAUUCAACAACUUAAAAGGUCUACUUCAAGUGGCGACUGGAAAAGAAAAUCAAAAAUAGCUUUUAAGGAUACCGACGAAAAACAAUAUCCAUCAGAAUCAACAGGGUUUAUAGAAAGUGAGUCAUUGCCAAAACCAAAAUCCGUCGACGUCUCCACUUCCAUCACCAUUACUCAACAAAAAGAUGAAAGUGAAAAAAUACCUGAUUUAAGCAGUACAUCUGAUAGUGGUGUUAGUGACAUUCCCUUGCAAAUAAAUCCCAUCGGAUCACCUCGUGAACACUCCUCGCCAAUUUAUUCAGGUAGAAAUUCACCAUACCAUUCACCUAGUCAUUCAGGUGAUCAAUUAGAUAAAGCAUUGUAUCUUGAAAGUAUUGGUCCGAUGUCAGGUUCCACUGGAUUACAAACGGAUACGAGCCCUAGAGAAACAACAAGACCUCGUACUCAACCAUACCAAAUAAUGACAUCUAACGAUCCUAAUAUUCCUUUUCGACAUAGCAUAUCUUCUGUUCCUCUUCAUCAUCAAAUAGAUACGGACACAAGUUCUAGAGAAACAACGAGACCUCGCCCUCAGUCAUACCAAACAACGUCAUCUAGUGAUCCUUCCGAUGUUUCUUUUCGACACGACAUAGCUUCUAUUCCCUCAGCUCUACCAGGUGCUACAAGGCUUUCACGUAGUAGUGCUUCACGUGGUUCUAGAUCAUCCAAUAACCCGCCUAGUACACAAUCACCUCCUCCUUCUCGAUA
This is a messenger RNA of Entrophospora candida, 1889 nucleotides long. The record is from the annotation of a GenBank genome assembly. Lineage: Eukaryota; Fungi; Glomeromycota; Glomeromycetes; Entrophosporales; Entrophosporaceae.